This is a messenger RNA of Nicotiana tabacum (common tobacco), 1943 nucleotides long. The record is from RefSeq and is a predicted model, not a curated record. NCBI's taxonomy places the organism in Eukaryota, Viridiplantae, Streptophyta, Magnoliopsida, Solanales, Solanaceae.
GCUGACAAAAGUAAUUCUCGAUAUACGCUCCAAAAGUUUCCCUUUUUACCUAUUCCUCUUUCCUCCAUUAUUUGACAUUCAAAUCUUACAAAACCCUACAAUUUCUCUCUGAAAAUCUCCGUUUUUUGCUGCAUUAUAUAUAAAAUUACAAAAAUUGCGACUAUUUGUUUGCCGAUUUUGAAGUAAAUUUUUGGUAUGGAUUAUAAUUUGAAGUAUAAAUCGGUAGAUGAACCAUUACCAUCACAACAACAACAACCUCCUCUUUAUAGACAGCAGCAUCAGUCUUCAACUCUUACUUACUUCACUCAGCAAGCAAUUCGUGUUUCAGCUGGCUACAUGGCGCCUCAUUCUGGAAACGCACUUGAUCAUUUCCAACACCAAUCCGCCAAUUUGCAUGAGGCAAUGAGGAGAGAGAUUGAGAAUCCCACCAUUAUGCGUGAGGCAAUUAUGAGAGAAAUUGAGAAGGAGCGUAUUAGAGAGGAGAUUAUUGCAGAAGAGAUGACUCGAAGGCGCAUUUUGGAGUAUGAAGUAAGAAGAGAGCUCUUGAUGGAAAGACAACUAGCAAAGCUGAGUGGAGAAGGAUUUCCUCCUUUUCCUUCACCUGUAAUGAGUUUUUCACCGACGCUUCCAUUCUUGAAGCAACAGAGUGAUGCAAGGUGCAUAGAGGAGAGAAUCACAAGAUCACUUGAGGGGAGGAUGGGAAAGGAAAUAUCAGUCUCUGGACUGGGUGCAAGAAAUGAGAUCAGGAGACUCGAUAUAGUACCAUUUGAGGAGCGGAUUUCAGAGAUUCCUUUUCAGCAACGAAGUGUGGAACCAAAGGUUUCUGCUUUGAAGCCUGUAUCCCAUAGUGCGGAGCGAAUGAUUUCUGAAUUGCAGCCCUCUUUGGAGCCUAGCAAAGAGAAAGACAGGAUCAUCUUGCUGGUCAGUUUCUGUUCUUCUUGUUCAUCCUGCAUAUGUUCGUAUUUCAUUUGCUUUCCUGAAUUUGAGGGUAUAUGUGAUUUUCUGAUCUAUUGCCUUGUGUUGUUGGAUGUGUUUCUAUUUGAGGGAUUUUUAGUCUACCUGGAAUCUAGUUUCAGCAUUAAUGCAGUAUCUUUUCUUGUGCGGCUUGCAACUUGUGUGCCCUUUCACGUCAGAAGAAACAUAAUCUUGUACAUGCAUAAAACGUAAAUUAAAGUGUUGAUGGAUUCAGAUGCUAUUUGAAAUUAGUCGAAGAUGUGAAAAAAGAUGUCCCUACUGCACAGUUUUGAUAUCCCUUGUACGCUUAUUAUAAUUGGUAAUGUUUUCCUUAAUCUUUUGUUUUUUUCUCCCUUGAGUGGCAGGAGUAGUUAGAUAGCACUGUUUAUUCUGUAUACAAUUCAAGAUGCAUUGCUCUUGAUAAAAACAAUUCAAGAUACAUUGCUAAAUUCAGUCAAUACAUAAAAUCCAUCUUUAUGCUUUAAUACCGGUUUGUAACUAACAUAACGGUUUGUAAAUAACUUAAGGGUCUCUGAACCAAUCCAAUCCUGCCGAUUGCAGUUAAGCUUAGGACUGUGUUCAUAUACUUAUACAUUAUCUUUAAGUCCAUUCUCUCAUUGAUUUUUGGUAUCUCUCUCUCUCUCUGUGUGUGUGUCCUUAAAUUUCCCUUUUCCUUGCAUGCUUACUCCUUUAUUCAGCAGUAGAGUCUUAAUAGGGUCCUUGUUGUGCCUCAAACAUGGCAAUCUCUUCUAGCAAGAAUGAGGAUGUAGAUCAACUCUAUUCACCUGACAGUGGUAUAAAUGUACAAUAGAUGUCCUUGCUUAUAACUGUAAUGAAUUUUCCUUGAAUCUCUGUUGGCAUUUGGCAGGAAUAAUAUUUUUUUUAAUCAAGUAACAAAAAUUUCAUUAAUGAAGAGCCUACAACAACAACAACAACAACAACAACCCAGUAUAAUCCCACUUAGUGGGGUCUGGGGAGGGUAGUGUGUA